This is a messenger RNA of Pediculus humanus corporis (human body louse), 1314 nucleotides long. Its product is annotated as pre-mRNA-splicing factor PRP17, putative. The record is from RefSeq and is a predicted model, not a curated record. Bases 4 to 1314 code for a protein of 436 amino acids. Gene Ontology annotation, cellular component: nucleolus; small-subunit processome. Gene Ontology annotation, biological process: maturation of SSU-rRNA from tricistronic rRNA transcript (SSU-rRNA, 5.8S rRNA, LSU-rRNA). The transcript is spliced from 8 exons. Gene Ontology annotation, molecular function: protein binding. Lineage: Eukaryota; Metazoa; Arthropoda; Insecta; Psocodea; Pediculidae.
AAAAUGAAGGUUAAAAUGUUAACAAGGAACCCAGAUGUUUAUCUGAGGGAAACUAUAAAAGAUAUUCAUAAAGUACCAAGAAAUUUUGAUCCCAGUUUACAUCCUUUUGAAGUUCAAAGAGAAUAUGUGAAAGCUUUAAAUGCUGUAAAACUUGAAAAAGUAUUUGCUAAGCCAUUUGUCGGUAAUUUAGAUGGGCACAAAGAAGGAGUUACUUGCAUUUCGAAACACCCAAAAAAACUUUCUUACAUUUUAAGUGGAGCAUAUGAUGGCGAAGUAAAAUUAUGGGAUUUAAGUUCUAAAAAAUGUUUACAAACCAUUCAAGCCCAUGAUAGUUGUAUUAGGGGUUGUACAUUUUUGCCGGAUGGAGAACAUUUUAUAACGAUUGGAGAUAAAAAUAUUAAAAUAUGGGAAACAGAAAUUUCAAAUGAAAAUUUUAUUGAACCUACAGACACAAUGGUUUCUAAGUCUGUGUUAAAUGCAAUCAGUCACCAUCAAACUGAACCUCUCUACGCCACAUGCGGAGAAAUUUGUCAAAUUUGGGAAGAAACAAGAAGUGAGCCGAUUCAAACAUUUAAAUGGGGUGUAGACAGUUUACAUGAUGUUUCAUACAAUCCAAUAGAAUCAUAUCUAUUAGCCACUUGUGCCAGUGAUAGAAGCGUCAUACUUUACGACUCCAGAGCGACAGGCCCUGUUCGAAAAAUCAAAAUGAAACUCAGAAUUAAUAAAAUUUGCUGGAAUCCUAUGGAAGCAUUUGUUUUUACAGGAGCAUCUGAAGAUUACAAACAAUAUUCGACUCCUAUUCAUGUUCAUAAGGAUCAUGUAUCUGCUGUAAUGUUUGUCGACUAUUCUCCUACUGGUAAAGAAUUUGUCAGUGGAGGAUAUGAUAAAUCGAUUAGAAUAUUUAAUGUUAAUAAGAGUUCAUCUAGAGAAAUUUAUCACACUAAAAGAAUGCAAAGGUUAUCAACGGUACAAUGGACAUUAGAUGACAAGUAUAUAAUAUCCGGUUCGGAUGAAAUGAAUAUAAGAAUAUGGAAAGCGCGAGCAUCGGAAAAACUGGGAAUAUUAAGGCCCAGAGAAAAAUUAGCAUUAAAUUAUAACGAAGCACUUAAAGCUAAAUAUGCCGCUCACCCGCAGAUUUCUAGAAUUAAACGUCACCGUCACGUUCCCAAAUAUAUUUAUAAUGCUAGACGACAAUUGAAAAUGGCCAACGAAAAGAUUUUAAGAAAGGAGGAUAAUCGUAGGAAGCAUUCAAAACCUGGAACGGUACCAUCGGUUUCCGAAAGAGAAAGACAUUUCAUCGGGGUAGAGGAGUAG